CGCCUGGGUCUCCGCUGCCUGGAGGUCGGCGGAUUGCUUGUGCAGCGCUGCAGAGCCUUCUUCGCAGGGUCUCCCAGUCGUCGCCGCGGUCUCCUCCGUCUCCAUUUCUGCAACAUGGCUUUCGUAACCAGGCAGUUCGUGCGCACCGUAUCCUCUGCGUCCACAGCUUCAGCCUCGGCGAAGAAAAUCGUCAUCAAGCACGUGGCGGUCAUUGGCGGCGGGCUGAUGGGCGCCGGUAUUGCCCAGGUUGCUGCAACAACUGGCCACACAGUUGUGUUGGUAGACCAGACAGAGGACAUCCUGGCAAAAUCCAAAAAGGGAAUUGAGGAGAGCCUGAGGAGAAUAGCCAAGAAGAAGUUCGCAGAAAACCCCAAGGCCGGCGAUGAAUUUGUGGGGAAGGCCCUGAGCAGCAUCUCGACCAACACUGACGCGGCGUCUGUCGUCCACAGUGUGGACCUAGUGGUGGAGGCCAUUGUGGAGAAACUGGAGGUGAAGACCGAGCUCUUCAAGAGGCUGGACAAGUUUGCUGCUGAACACACGAUCUUUGCCAGCAACACUUCCUCUUUGCAGAUCACGAGCAUAGCCAACGCCACCACCAGACAGGACCGAUUCGCCGGGCUCCAUUUCUUCAACCCAGUGCCCAUGAUGAAGCUCGUGGAGGUCAUUAAAAUACCAAUGACCAGCCAGAAGACGUUUGAAUCUCUGGUGGACUUCAGCAAAGCCCUGGGAAAGCAUCCUGUUUCUUGCAAGGACACCCCUGGGUUUAUUGUGAACCGCCUGCUGGUGCCGUACCUCAUGGAAGCAGUCCGGCUGUUUGAACGAGGUGACGCAUCCAAGGAAGACAUCGACACUGCUAUGAAGCUGGGAGCUGGGCACCCCAUGGGCCCCUUUGAACUUCUGGACUACGUCGGGCUGGAUACCACGAAGUUCAUCAUGGAUGGGUGGCAUGAGUUGGACACCCAGAACCCCUUGUUUCAGCCCAGCCCGUCUGUGAAUAAGAUGGUAGCAGAGAACAAGCUCGGCAAGAAGACUGGAGAAGGAUUUUACAAAUACAAAUGACAAGUGCAGGUCUCUGGCUCCAGGAAGAACUCUGUCAGCUGGUACCAGCAGUUGCCCCAAGUGGCCGCAGGAAUGCUCUUGGGUCAGACGUUCUCUUCCACAGCACAGUCUGUUAGACGUGCAGUUUGAUUAUAAUCUAUCCGACAUAAUUAUCUACAUACAGCAGAGUCCUCCACUGAAAAUGAAUGCCUUUUUUUUAGUCUGUUCAUUUCUAUGUGUUUUCUAAAAAGCUUUACACCCUUGGUGCCUUAGAGCAAACACUUUUUUGGAACCUCACCAUUUUCGUAACUCAUUGCCUGAUACAGUCACCUGUGGAGGGGAGGGCACUUCCUUCGAGAGCGCUGGGCUUAUCACCGCCACAUGGGGGGCGGCGUAGCUGUGGACGUGUCCGUGGUGUGUCUGAAGUGUUGCAGGGAGCAGCGCUGCAUUGCACCUUUAUGAGAACGUUUGCUACCUGCAGCCUCGAGCCUUUCCAUAUAUUCUGGGCUUGACCCAAGUGUCCUGUCUCUACUCAGCUCAUCAUCAAGAUGCGUUGCUGAAUUAGCAGGAGUGUCUCCGAGUGCUUGGAUUGCUGGAAGAGGUUUCAUCCACAUCUAAAAUCAGAAUGAUUAUGGUCUGUCUCUCUCUCUCUCUUUUUUUUUUUCCAUGAGAAAUCAUCACUGCAAACUACCUAUAAAUCGACUCCAAUAAACACAUUCUUUUAAUCUGUGAAAAUUUGAAUUGAAAUAAACAUGUAUAAUUAAAAAUGA
Phyllostomus discolor (pale spear-nosed bat) is the source of this 1808-nucleotide messenger RNA. RefSeq names its product hydroxyacyl-CoA dehydrogenase (gene HADH). The transcript is spliced from 8 exons. The record is from RefSeq and is a predicted model, not a curated record. Gene Ontology annotation, biological process: fatty acid beta-oxidation. Lineage: Eukaryota; Metazoa; Chordata; Mammalia; Chiroptera; Phyllostomidae. Gene Ontology annotation, molecular function: (3S)-3-hydroxyacyl-CoA dehydrogenase (NAD+) activity; NAD+ binding. The coding region runs from base 115 to 1059 and encodes 314 amino acids. Gene Ontology annotation, cellular component: mitochondrion.